Messenger RNA from Coregonus clupeaformis (lake whitefish), 1796 nucleotides. Its product is annotated as acyl-coenzyme A thioesterase 1-like. NCBI's taxonomy places the organism in Eukaryota, Metazoa, Chordata, Actinopteri, Salmoniformes, Salmonidae. Gene Ontology annotation, molecular function: fatty acyl-CoA hydrolase activity. Gene Ontology annotation, biological process: acyl-CoA metabolic process; fatty acid metabolic process. The transcript has 10 exons. The record is from RefSeq and is a predicted model, not a curated record. The coding region runs from base 142 to 1449 and encodes 435 amino acids.
CCGGACAGAAUACCACUUGUGAAGUGUCAAUGUGCAGUGGUAGGACGGAGUCAGCCGCAGGACACAGAACUGAGUAAACAACGUACUUUACUCGAAAAAAUAAACAACACUUUGGUUGUCACAGUUUUUUGUGAAGAAGUCAUGUGUGAGAUGGGUGUGAUUCCUGUGUUGACUGUAAAACCAUCGAGAGCCCUCUUUGAUGAGAAGUUCCAUGUGGUUGUGGGGAACUUACCACCGACACAGGAGGUCACACUACAUUCUUUACAUCAGUCUGAAGACACAGACUACUGGGAGGCGUUUGGGCACUAUGUCAGUGAUGCUCAGGGAAGGAUCACAGUCUUUAAGGAUCCAAGUGUAGGGGGGACAUAUGAGGGUGUUGAGCCCAUGGGUCUGUUGUGGAGCAUGAGACCAGUACCUGGCAGUAGACCGGAACUCAGGUUGAGGAAGAAGGAGGUCCACACUCCCAUGGUGGUGCACAUCUCUGUGUACAGGGGACACAUGAGUCAGGGGUUCAGGGAGCAGGCGGCCCUGGCGAGUGUCGUCACAGAACGCUGGUACAUGGCCCCCGGAGUCCGCAGGGUUGACAUCACAGAGGGAGGGGUCACAGGGACCCUAUUCCUGCCACCAGGUCCCGGACCCUUCCCCGGAAUUUUAGACAUGUGGGGAGGUAGUGGCGGGCUGGUGGAAUAUCGAGCGGCUCUCUUGGCAUCCCAGGGCUUUGCUGCCAUGGCGUUAAUUUAUGUCUUCCGAGACCAAAAUAAAAAUUAUACCAUUGGCUACCCUUACUUUGAGACUGCUUUCAGACUACUGCAGGAUCACCCUCUAGUGGCCGCAGACAGAAUUGCCCUGCUUGGCCUUUCCCUUGGUGUUACAGUGGUUCUGUCCAUCACUGCCUACUCAGAAGCUGUCAAACCUAGAUGUUGUGUGUGCAUCAGUGGCAGCCAUGCUUGUCGAAUUGGAGCUACCCAGUCCAUUGAGGAAACAUCUCAGGGUAUAGACAAAAAAUAUACAAAGGCCCGUACUGAUGAGGAGAAUCGCAUCAUCUGGAGGGACGUUCUUUUACCCAUUCCAGAAGAUAUAGACCUGAAAGUGGAAAUGGGGAGGAUAACAUGUCCUCUGCUGCUGGUUGUUGGACAAGAUGAUCAGAAUUGGGCUGCUGUCGAAUCAGCUGAUGACAUGAAGCAGAUGAUGGAGAGAGCAGGGAACAGUCACCUGCUGACCACUCUGUCCUACCCUGGAGCUGGUCACCUGAUUGAACCGCCGUAUGGACCCCACUGCAGGGCUUGUACCUUUGUGUUGCAGCCAGGCCAACAGAGAGUGGUGAUGCUGUGGGGAGGCCUCACCAAACCUCACGCCGUCGCACAGGAAGACUCAUGGGAGAAGAUUCUAGGUUUUCUGCGAGAGCAUCUCUGUCACAGUGUCAAACACCAUGUGCAGUCCAGAUUGUGAGCAUUGUCUUACGUCAGGUGGCAUCACUCCUAUGCAACACUCGUCCUUCAACCGAUCAGUGCUGGGGGAAUCGUCGCGUUAUCUGACAUAAGACAAUGAACUGUGACGUAAAUAGCAAUGGACACCAUGCAGUUCAGACAAAGAAAUAAACAAAGAUAACUUUGAGAGACAGCAACUGUUCCUGCCCAGAUGCCAAAUGAGUACCCCAAACUUGAUCAAUUGCCUCAUUGUUUGAUGUUAGUUCUGAUACAGUAUGAAUGCAAUUUGUUUAGGUACGUAUUUUUUUGUAUGUAUUUUUCAUUUUAACCAUAUGGUUUGAUUAAAAUAUGUAACAUAAUAUUACACUA